CUAAGUAAACACAAAAGUAAUUCUAUAGGUAUAAAUAAUGUUUCAUAUUUGGAAGUUACAAUAAAAGUUAUAAUCUACUCUAAUAGAGGUUUUAAAAAAGAGUAAAAAAAUGAAGGUUUUCUAUUUGAUAUUACUCAUAGCAUAUGUGGAUAUAUCUGCAGCAGCUGGGACUUCUAACCAUAAUUUAUGUUUAAAUUGUAAUGACGCAAAGACACAUAAUGGUAACGAAGUAUGUUUCCUUUGUUUAUUGAAUGGAGAUAAUCCAAAACAAACCAUCCAAUUUUUCAAAGUAGACUGCUCAAAAUGUCAAAAACCAUUACCUAAUGAUUAUAAUGAUGAUGACAACCUGUGUCCUAGUUGUAGAAAAGAGAAAACAUAUGCAGAACUGGCAAGAGAAUUUAAAGCAAUAAAUGAUUUGCAAGACAAUUUUAAAAAAUAGUUCAAGAUAUUCCUGUAAAAAUAUUAAUCAUAAUUAUAAUGUAUAUGAAAUAAUAUUAAUUAUUGAGCUUUUUGUUUAUAAAGAUAUAUUUUAAACAUUAAAAAAUAUAAUUGAUACUUAUACUUUCGAGGCGAAA
Molecule: messenger RNA, 575 nt
Organism: Daktulosphaira vitifoliae (grape phylloxera)
Lineage: Eukaryota; Metazoa; Arthropoda; Insecta; Hemiptera; Phylloxeridae
Exons: 5
Coding region: 110-439 (109 amino acids)
Source: RefSeq, a predicted model, not a curated record